UUACAAUCAAAAUGAGAAGCUUUGGGAAUUUGGGGCAAUUGCCUCUACUAGCAUUUGCUUUGGCAAUUUGCUUUGUAGCCAGCACUGUUGUUGCUGAUUACUCUUAUGGCUAUACUUCUCCCUCACCUACUUACACCUCUAAGAAGUACUACAAAUCACCAUCUCCAUCUCCAUACUACAAGAAACCGGAGAAACAUGCUGAACAUUCUCCGUCACACUAUUACAAGUCACCGGUGCCUUCCAAGCACGACUACUACAAGUCCCCCACUCCUUCAAAGCACUACUACAAAUCGCCGGUAGUAGUGAAGUAUUACAAAUCACCGGCUCCUUCAAAGAAAUACUACAAGUCACCUUCCCCUUCAAAGUACUAUUACAAGUCGCAUGCCCCUUCGAAGAAGUACUACAAGUCACCAUCCCCUUCAAAGAAUUACUACAAAUCUCCAUCGCCUGCUCCAUCAAAGCACUAUUACUACAAGUCACCAUCCCCUGCUAAGUACUACAAAUCUCCAUCACCUGCAAAAUACUACAAAUCUCCAUCGCCUGCAAAUUACUACAAGUCGCCUGCUCCAGCAGAGAACUAUUACUACAAGUCACCAUCCCCUGUAAAGUACUACAAAUCUCCAUCACCAGCAAAAUACUACAAGUCACCUGCUCCAUCAAAGCAUUAUUACUAUAAGUCACCAUCCCCAUCACAAUAUUACAAAUCACCCGCUCCUUCUAAGUACUAUAAAUCGCCGCCACCACCAACAUAUUACAAGUCACCAGUUUAUUACAAGUCCCCUCCCCCUCCACCAUACUACAAAGAAUCUACCCCUUACUACAAGUCUCCUCCUCCUCCUCCAUACUACAAAGAAUCUACCCCUUACUACAAGUCCCCUCCACCACCCCCAUACUACAAAGAAUCUACCCCUUACUACAAGUCCCCUCCACCUCCCCCAUACUACAAAGAAUCUACGCCUUCUUAUAAAUCCCCUCCCCCUCCCCCAUACUACAAAGAAUCUACGCCUUACUACAAGUCCCCUCCCCCUCCCCCAUACUACAAAGAAUCACCAUACUACAAAGAAUCUACCCCUUCCUAUAAAUCUCCUCCCCCUCCACCAAAGUACUAUGAGCAAUCGCCUACAAAAUACAACUCACCAUCUCCACCAUCACCAAUCUAUUAUUAGCAAACUCCCACCUAUGCCUC
Solanum verrucosum is the source of this 1186-nucleotide messenger RNA. Its product is annotated as extensin-2-like. The record is from RefSeq and is a predicted model, not a curated record. Bases 12 to 1166 code for a protein of 384 amino acids. Lineage: Eukaryota; Viridiplantae; Streptophyta; Magnoliopsida; Solanales; Solanaceae. The transcript has 2 exons.